Molecule: messenger RNA, 564 nt
Organism: Adineta steineri
Lineage: Eukaryota; Metazoa; Rotifera; Eurotatoria; Adinetida; Adinetidae
Source: the annotation of a GenBank genome assembly
AUGUUUCUACAGUUAUGUGCUCCAGUUUUACUUCUAACAUGGCUAGUCGGUACUUUUAAUCCAUCACUUGCCAAUUAUUUGGUUGCACCAGUAAUCUGUACUGAUGCAUCAAUUAAUUUGCGUUAUAGUCGACCGUUACCUGCGGCGUCCACGCAAGACAACGUCACAGCGUCUGGAAGUGGUAGUGGAGUUUGGUAUUCCUGUAAUCUUGGACCGGUCAAUAUCUCUAUUAGCUAUUACGUGAACUUUACUGUAACAGAUGCCAAUUGUGAAAAGGCAACGUUCAGUAAUUUUAUUUUCACGGGUUUCUUUAAUUGUAGUACACUCGCUCAAGAACCAGCAAGUACCAAGAACUUAACGGUCCUACUGAGUGAUCCAAACAAUACCCGUUAUCUGGACGAAACUCAACCGUUUCUUGGACCUAUCGUAGUUCCAGCAAGUGCAACAGUGCCUGGUGUGCUCACCGUCCCAACUUUGGAAAAUGUUAUAGUGCCUGGAGCGGAUGGAAUAUCAUUAACUUUAAGUUUAUUUACAAGUGUUCGGCUUGGCAUUAAACGUUUUUGA